Messenger RNA from Manis javanica (Malayan pangolin), 1842 nucleotides. The record is from RefSeq and is a predicted model, not a curated record. NCBI's taxonomy places the organism in Eukaryota, Metazoa, Chordata, Mammalia, Pholidota, Manidae.
AUGGCUGUGGAAGAACUUCAAUCCAUAAUAAAGAGAUGUCAAAUCCUAUAAGAGCAAGACUUUAAAGAAGAAGAUUUUGGCUUAUUUCAGUUAGCUGGUCAAAGAUGCAUAGAUGAAGGGCACAUAGACCAGCUAUUAGAAAUUACUCAAAAUGAAAAGAAUAAAGUCAUCAUUAAGAAUAUGGGCUGGAAUCUUGUUGGUCCUGUUGUUCGAUGCCUUUUAUGGAAUGGUAAGGAAGAUGAAAAAAGGAAAUAUUUUCUGAUGCUUGAUUUAUUGGUCAUGAUUCAGAAACUUCAUAACAACACGGCAUAUUCAGUUGGAUUAGCCUUGUCCACCCUUUGGAGUCAGCUAUCCCUCCUCGUUCCAUACUCAAAAGAACAAAUGCAGAGAGAAGACUAUGGCCUUUGUCAGUGUUGCAAGGCCUUAAUAGAGCUCACUAAGCCUUUUGUGGAAGAAGUCAUCGACGACAAAGAAAACUCACUGGAAAAUGAAAAGUCAAAGGACGAGUUACUGAAAUUUUGUUUCAAAAGCUUGAAAUGGCCUCUGCUGACAGCACAAUUCCUUGAACAGUCUGGAGAAAGUGGAAAUGAUCCUUUAAGGUGUUUUGCAUCUGAAAUAAUAGGAUUUUUGUCAGCAAUUGGACACCCUUUCCCCAAAAUGAUUUUUAAUCAUGAAAGGAAAAAGAGGAUUUGGGAUUAUCUUGAAUUUGAGGAAGAAGAAGACAAACAGUUAGCAGGGUCUAUGGCUUCUCUGGCAUAUCUAGUAUUUGUACAGGGCAUCAGUACUGAUCAGCUCCCAAUGGUCUUAAGCCCAUCGUACCUUUUGCAAUUUAAUAUGGGGCAUAUUGAAGUCUUUUUGCAAAGAACAGAAGAGUCUGUUUUCUCCAAAGAACUGGAUCUGUUGGAGAAUGGUUUAUUAAGAAUAGAAGAUAACAGUCUACUUCACCAGUGUUUAGAAAUCAAGAGUUUUCUUACUGUACCUCAAGGCUUAGUCAAAGUAAUGACACUCUGCCCCACUGAGGCACUGAGGAAGAAGAGUUUAGCUAUGCUUCAGCUGUAUAUUAACAAGUUGGAUUCACAAGGCAAAUAUACAUUAUUUAGGUGCUUAUUGAAUACAAGCAAUCACUCAGGUGUGGAGGCCUUUAUUAUUCAAAAUAUCAAAAAUCAAAUUGAUGUGUCUUUAAAGGGAACAUAUAACAAAUGGUUUACAGGACCAUCACUAAUUUCCCUUCUAGAUUUGGUACUCUUUCUCCCAGAGGGACUGCAAAACUCAGACAGGAUAAUGGCUUCAUUAAGUUUAUUGAGAUAUUUGGUUAUCAAAGAUAAUGAAAAUGAUAAUCAAACUGGAUUAUGGACAGAACUUGGAAAGAUUGAGAAUAAUUUCUUAAAGCCACUCCAUACAGGACUUAAUAUGUCAAAAGCACAUUAUGAAGCAGAAAUUAAAAAUAGCCAAGAAAAUAGCCAAGAAGUCCAAAAGUCUAAGGAUCUUUGUUCUGUAACUGUAGGUGGAGAAGAGAUCCCUAUCAUGCCUCCUGAAAUGCAGCUUAAGGUCCUACAUUCAGCUCUUUUCACAUCUGAUUUGAUUGAAAGUGUUCUGGCUCGAGUAGAAGAACUCAUUGAAAUAAAAACAAAGUCUACCUCCGAAGAAAAUACUGGGAUGAAAUGAAAGUUCCAUUUCCUAAAUAAAAAUUAGUAAAAUAAAAAAACAAAAACAAAAACAGAAAGUACUCUAACAUGAAUGAUUUCCACAUGUCUACAUUUCCUCUACUCUCUAUUCCAAUGUUUAUAUAUUUGAUGUGGUUAUAAUCAAAAGGAAAAACCAAUUUUGUUUUCUGCUUAUCAA